Beta vulgaris subsp. vulgaris (sugar beet) is the source of this 2698-nucleotide messenger RNA. RefSeq names its product protein ALP1-like. Bases 1027 to 2376 code for a protein of 449 amino acids. Lineage: Eukaryota; Viridiplantae; Streptophyta; Magnoliopsida; Caryophyllales; Amaranthaceae. The record is from RefSeq and is a predicted model, not a curated record. The transcript has 2 exons.
UAGAUGAAUCUUCUUGUUUUGUUCCUUAGAUGAAUCUACUUGGUUUGUUGCGGAUUUUGGUGUGGAAUUGCGAUUUUUAAGAUCUACUUGACGUGAUUAUUCAUUCGAUUGGUUUUAUGCGGUUGAUAUUGUUUGUUUCAUGAAUUCAACUUAUUUUUCCUUUAUCUCAUAUAUGUCAUUUCAUGUUUUUAGGGAUGGAUAAUUUACCUGUUAUAAACUUAUGAUUCGAAUGAAUUUCUGGUAUAACUUGUUAAUUUUUGUUUGUUUGUUUCAUGGAGCUAAUUGAUAAGAAAAUUUGUGUUACAAUUUGUAGAUACGCAUAUUUGCGUUCACUUGUUCUUGUUUAAUUUCAUCAGAUCAAUUUUUCAAGUGUUGUGGCUGGGAAUCAGGGAUGAAUGACCUGUCAUCCCCGGGCCCAGGGUGGCCGCCCCUCCUGCCCUGGCUCAGGGACGGGCCUGUUUGUCACUAUUGAGGCCUAAUGUGCUGGGCAUUGUAAGCUCAAAAACCUUUACAAAGCAGUCAUAAUGCGUUAAUGCGGCCGAGAUCUAAUAUUAUGUUAUACUUCUAUAUGGUCCGACUAUGUUCCAUAUAAUGAUGGAAAAUCUGUGGCAAAGGCAAUGAAAAUUUUAACAGGGUUGAACCCGUAUUAUCUGUGGCUGUCAAUAAUCAAAAAUUAAACUAGUGAAAUUUAAAGUCUUCCAUAGAUUUCUAUAGUUCACUUAUGUAGAAAUUAUCAUAAUAUUCUAACAUUAAUAUGGUUUCCAAACAGAGUUCAGUUUCACUUGUUUUAUUAUGAAGGAUUCCAAGUUCUCUUUUAUUGGACAAACUCUACGUAAAAGAAAAGAGAAAAAAUGCAGGAGCUUGCUAUUUUGGAGAAAGAUAUUUUGUAAAUCUAAUUUUUGAGACUUUUUUUCUAUUUGCAGAUCUAGCUUUUCUGGACUACACUGACUGCAACACUAUUAGAUCUGCUUGAAUUGUUGAGUGUGGAAGUUUAGAUACUGAUUUUAUUCUAUCUUUAGAGAAGAGAUGGAUCAAACAUUUCUGGUGAUGUUAUCGAAUCUGCUUCACUUGCAAAACCACUUGGACCCCACCUCUUCUCUCUUCUCCUCUGAUGCCGCCUCCUUCUCAAGCUCUUCAACCACCUCCCUUUCCUCCCUCCUCACCUCCUCCACUGCAGCCCCUCUUCUCUUCUUCACAAUUGCCUCAGUCCUUUCCUUUGUUGCUGCCUCUCGUCCAUCCUCUUCUUCCUCUCCUUCUUCCUCCUCCCGCUCUCCAUCUCGCUCUCGCUCCUCUUCCCCUUCUGACCACUCCCUCUCUGCCUUCCGAGCCCUCUCCACUGAGCUUAUCUGGUCCAUGGACCCUCCUGUCCGUGAUGCGCAGUGGCGUUCGUCCUAUGGCCUCUCCUAUCCUGUCUUCACUACUGUUGUUGAUAAGCUCAAGCCCCAUAUAGCCCAGUCCAAUCUCUCCCUUCCCCCUGAUUAUGCUGUUGCCAUGGUUCUCUCCCGCUUGUGUCAUGGCCUUUCUGCUAAAACUCUUGCCAAGCGCCACUCUCUAGACCCUUACCUUGUGUCUAAGAUCACCAACAUGGUCACUCGUCUCCUCUCUACCAAACUUUACCCUGAAUUCAUUAAGAUCCCUGCCGGCCGCCGACGCCUCCAUGAGACAACCCAGGCCUUUGAAGAGAUCACCUCCCUGCCUAAUUUGUGUGGGGCCAUUGAUUCCACCCCUGUCCGGCUCCAUCGCCUCCCUGCUGAUAUUAGUGACCCUUCAUCGUACCAUUGCCGAUAUGGGUUCCCUGCCAUUCAGCUCCAAGUGGUGGCUGACCAUAAGAAGGUCUUCUGGGAUGUUUGUGUUAAGGCUCCGGGGAGUGUUGAUGAUGCUACUCAUUUCAGGGAUAGUGUUCUCUACAACAAGCUUAUGUCCGGCGAUGUUGUCUGGGAUAAAGUUGUGAAUGUGAGGGGACAUCCUGUCAGGCCAUACAUUGUCGGCGAUUGGUGUUUCCCAUCACUCUCCUUCCUGCUGACCCCUUUCUCUGGAAAUGGUAGAGGCACCCCUGCUCAGAAUACGUUUAAUGCUGCUCUGAUGAAGGGCAGAUCAGCCACUGUGGAGGCCAUAGGGCUGCUCAAAGGUAGGUGGAAAAUUUUGCAGGAUCUCAAUGUGGGUCUCCAUCAUGCUCCUCAAACCAUUGUGGCAUGCUGCGUGUUGCAUAACCUGUGUCAGAUCGCAAGGGAACCCGAACCCGAACUCUAUAAGGAGCCAGAAGAGAGUGGGUCUCCUCCAAGAAUCUUGGAGAGUGAGAGGUCCUUUUACUAUUACGGCGAAAACUUGAGGCAACAAUUGGCUGAUGAUCUGCACCAAAGGCUGUCAUCUAGAUGAAACCUACAGCUUGUAAGAGGUAAGCUAUUGCUGUUAGAGUUGUUCUACUGGUUCUGAAAUAAGGAUGGCUUGUGAGUUUUGGAUGCUUUGGAUUAGAUAUUACUUUCUCAUAUUCUGUCCUUAUUUUCAGCAUGCCUUGUAGCUUGUAGCCUUGUAGUCUUUGAACACAUCAAAUUUUUGUACUUAAUCGCAGAUGUACUGCUUAAGAACAAAGCUGUAUGAUGUCGUUCUAAAGUGAGGCAAUAUGUGUAACAUACCUCAAAUAGCAAAAAGUUCAAGCUUUUGACCUGAAGAAUUAAAGUGGACUGUUUUUGUAUGUCAA